CCCUAAAAAGCUCCAAGCUUUUCACUCCCUUCGUCGUCGUCGUGCUUCUAAGCUUGAAUCCUGAGAUCUCUAUCUUGCAAAUGGAGCUCAAUUUUUCUUCCAAGGCUUUAACCAACAACAAAUUCCCUUCUUGCGGCUUCCCAUCCACCACCGGAAAACUCUUAAACCCAUCAAAAUCGCUCUGCUUAGCUUCUCACCACCCGAUUCCCACAGUUUCAUUCUCUCUCUCUUCUUCUGCUGAUUCUCUCAAGCUAACGACUUCAAGAAAGGUGAUAGCAAUGUCCAUGGCAAGUUCAAGAGACUUGGAGAUGUCGAACUUAACGGCGUUAUCGCCUCUUGACGGACGUUACUGGGGGAAAGUCAAGGACUUGGCUUCUUCCAUGAGCGAGUUUGGUUUGAUCUACUUCCGAGUACUUGUCGAGAUCAAAUGGCUUCUUAAGCUAUCGAGAAUUCCUCAAGUCACCGAAGUUCCAAGCUUUAGCAAAGAAGCUGAGGUUUACUUGCAAGGCAUCAUCGAUGGAUUCAGCAUGGACGACGCUUUGGAAGUCAAGAAGAUCGAGAAAGUGACCAAUCACGAUGUCAAGGCCGUUGAGUAUUUCUUGAAACAAAAGUGUGAAUCACACCCUGAGAUCGCUAAGGUUCUUGAGUUCUUCCAUUUCGCUUGCACAUCUGAGGACAUCAACAACCUUUCCCAUGGCUUGAUGCUUCAAGAAGCGCUUACUUCGGUUAUACUCCCAUCCAUGGAUGAGCUCAUCAAGUCGAUCUCUCAGAUGGCUAAGGAGUUUGCGUAUGUCCCCAUGCUCUCACGAACUCACGGACAGCCAGCUUCACCUACAACAUUAGGGAAAGAAAUGGCGAUUUUCGCUGUGAGGUUAAGCGAAGAGAGGAGAUACCUUUCAGAAACCAAGAUUAAGGGGAAGUUUGCAGGUGCUGUUGGGAACUACAACGCUCAUAUUUCAGCUUAUCCUAACAUCGACUGGCCUCACGUUGCAGAGGAGUUUGUUACUUCUCUCGGUUUAACAUUUAACCCGUACGUCACUCAGAUUGAGCCUCAUGACUAUAUGGCUAGGCUUUUCAACACGAUCAGCCAGUUCAACAAUAUUUUGAUUGAUUUCGACAGAGAUAUAUGGAGCUACAUAUCUCUAGGCUACUUUAAGCAGAUAACUAAA
This is a messenger RNA of Brassica oleracea var. oleracea, 1169 nucleotides long. RefSeq names its product adenylosuccinate lyase-like. NCBI's taxonomy places the organism in Eukaryota, Viridiplantae, Streptophyta, Magnoliopsida, Brassicales, Brassicaceae. The transcript is spliced from 5 exons. Gene Ontology annotation, molecular function: catalytic activity. The annotation marks the transcript as partial. The record is from RefSeq and is a predicted model, not a curated record.